AUGUUUCGCACUGGAUUACUUGUGAAGUUCGGUAUUGUUCGUAUAACUGGUUCCUGCUCAUUGGUUCAAACUUCCGUAAAACGGUGUUCUACCUCAGCAAAUCCGUCUUUAAAGCAGACCAAAGCUGAAGAGCAGUUAUUAAACGAACCGGCUUGGGUCAAAACUGCUCUUGAUAAACAAAUUUCGUCGGCAACUGAUGCCAAAUCAUUGUUGUUGGCUAUUAAAGACCCAACUUUUAAUGGGAAAUGUGCCAUCAAUGUGAUGAAUAUCCUCAGUCGAUGGGUGUCAGAAGGCAGGUUCACUUCGUCAGAUUUUGAGAAAUUGGAUGAUAAAAAGAAAUUAGAAGAUCUUAUUGUCCAAGGUAACUUUCAAGUAGGGAUGUUUGCCAUUCUGCAGGCUCUAAAAAGUGUGUUGGUGCUAGGGUUCAGCCCUAGUUCAAAUACUGUUAUAUCUCUUGAAAAUGAAAUUCUCUGGAAUUUGAGAAAGCGAAGUGUGUCUCAACACUUUUCAGUUCUCUAUUUCUAUGAUGACAUUAAAGACACAGCUAUGCAUACAAAAGUUGUGGCAAACAUAGUAUCCAAUAUUGAAAGACGGUGGGUUGAAAUUGUUGAAGUCAAAGAUUUUGUUUCCUUGUUGAAACAUGCCAACCAUUUCAAUACAAAAUUCAUUGACAAAAUGGAAGAUGUCCUGGUUGAGUUGAUAGAAGGCUACAACCAAGAAGAUCAAACAAAGAUCCUGACCGUACUGGGUGCUACUCAGAGGAGAUCGACUCCAUUGUUACGUGCUCUUUCUUAUCACCUUAACAAGAGUUCCGAUAAAUUUUCUAUUCACCUCUCCUCCGAUAUCCUUUUUGCCCUACACCGCCUUUCUUUUCACGAUCAGGUGUUGAUUGAGCGUAUAUGCGAUGAUGUUGUAACCCAGCUUAAUUCUGAAGUGAAGUCAUCUUUGGUAGGAUCUCUACUCACUAGCCUUGGUCAACUCAAAUAUCGACAUGAAGGUUGUUUGGACGCUAUCUGUGAUUGGAUUAAUCAUAAUUGGACCAAUGUUCGUUAUCAGGACAUCCUCUCGCUGACUUUGUGUCUCGCAGCUUUAGAUUUCCUACCAUCAAACUGGGAACCACUUUGGGAGAAAAUGUCAAGUCUACUAAAAGAUAAAAAGGCAUUUUCUGGUUUGAAUAAAUCUGUUCAAUUGGAUUUGGUGUGGUCCUUGGCCAUACUUAAUCAUUUAGAUUCCGAAUUGUGUCAAUCAGUGUUGAAUGACGUAUUUAUUCACGAAAUAUUUGUGUCUGCUUCAUCGAACAACAAAGGAAUUCAAAUGAAAAUCAACCAGAUCUGGGCAAUGGCCAUCUUGAAGAAAUGGAAACUGAGUGGUUUAACAACGAGCUUGCCUUUCAGAUUUCCCGUGGUUCCGCUAAACAGUCCCAAAUCUACUUUGAAUCAAAAAAUUCUCAAUACGCUGUCGAAUUUCAUUCCAGCCGAGAAACACUUUCGCACAGGCCAAACUGAUCUAGGUAUCGAAGUGGAUGCCGAGUUCAUUAUGAACGACAAGGGAAUUCCGUUACCUUUGGCUGACUAUAUUGGGAAGGCAUUACCGGACAAUAGCAAAAGGGUUGCGGUAAUAGUGCUUAACUACAAUCAUUUGUGCAAAGGAAAGUCUUUCAGUACAGGACCUCAAGGAUUGCGUGAGAGACUUCUUACCCAGUCAGGCUAUCGAGUGGUCACAGUCAAACACACAGAGUUCGACCCUAAAGCUGAUCUAGUUAAAAAUGUCAAAUACCUACAGAAUUUAAUUAACAAUGCAAUGGCAGCCGCAAGGAAUUAAACAUGUAAAACGCGUUUGUAGUAUAACAGUUUUGAAUGAAUACAGUGUUGGCCUUGUA
Molecule: messenger RNA, 1879 nt
Organism: Daphnia pulex (common water flea)
Lineage: Eukaryota; Metazoa; Arthropoda; Branchiopoda; Diplostraca; Daphniidae
Product: FAST kinase domain-containing protein 4-like
Exons: 7
Coding region: 1-1821 (606 amino acids)
Biological process (GO): regulation of mitochondrial mRNA stability; mitochondrial RNA processing
Cellular component (GO): ribonucleoprotein granule; mitochondrial matrix
Molecular function (GO): RNA binding
Source: RefSeq, a predicted model, not a curated record